AUGAAUGAACAAGUUAUCGAGUACCGACGAUUUCUUGAACGUUGGCAGAAAAACGACGACCGAGUAGUUUCGAAUAAUUCUGUGGAUUCCUUUCUUUUUGAUUUACCCCGCGCCUUUUCCUCCCCGAUAAAGCAGAGUUUCCGCCCACAUGAGAUUGUCCCUGGUCUUUACCUUGGCGCCCUGCAUGACGUGCAGCCUCUCCAAACUCUUCACCGCCGCAUCGUCGACGAAUCGCGUCGGAGGGCGAAAAAUAACUCCAGCGAUGACGGCAAUUUGGCAAAUCGGAAAGAUCCCUUAAAAAAAAAGCCGCACCAACGCGGUGGGGGAAGCCCCUGGAUGAAAAGAGGGAGGGGCGUUCUUUACGGGAGAGAUUUCUUUCGUCUUCUCGGUCGUUUGAUUCUGAUAGUUUGCAGAAGCCCCCGCGGGACUCUCACGAGCUUUAUUUGUUAA
This is a messenger RNA of Phytomonas sp. Hart1, 450 nucleotides long. Lineage: Eukaryota; Euglenozoa; Kinetoplastea; Trypanosomatida; Trypanosomatidae. The record is from the annotation of a GenBank genome assembly.